AUGGCAGAAGACAAAGUAGAAGCGCAGUUGCAAGUGCGAUUUGUAACUAAACAAGAACAGUAUGCUGUACCAGACAGUCCUUACGCUAUUCAGAGUAACUACCAGCCCUCGGACUUGAAUAAAGUGGUGAACGCUUUAUUAAAGGAAACUAAUGCUUCGGUAGAGAAGGCAGUAGAAUUUGACUUUUUAGUAUGCGGGGAGUUGCUCUGUUCGACUCUUGCAGAGCUUUUGCAAGAGAAGGGCAUGUCAACGGAAGAUACACUUGAGAUAGAAUACUUGGAAAGGUUCCCUGCACCUACACCACAAGAUUGUUUGAUGCAUGAUGAUUGGGUAUCUGCAGUUCAGGCACGUGACAACUGGAUUCUAUCAGGCAGCUAUGACAAUAGUGUCCACAUCUGGAGCACUAAGGGUCAACAUAAACUUGCCAUCCCAGGUCACACAUCUCCAGUUAAGGCAGUGUCUUGGAUUUCAUUCAAUGGAGACCAAGCAGUAUUUGCCAGUGCAUCACAUGACCAAUCAGCAAUGCUUUGGGUGUGGAAUGUUUCCGGCAAUUCAGUGGACUGUGUAGUGACAUGUCGUGGACAUGACAAGGGUGUGGAAUGCCUUGCUGUUUCUGCAGAUGCUAACCAGUUUGCAACAGGCAGCUGGGAUAAUAAUAUCUGCUUGUGGAGUACAAGUCUCUCUGAUGAAGAUAAUGCACCAGUCAAGAAGAAAAGCAAACCAGAGCAUGGAAACACUAGAGAACCCCUGACAACGUUGAAAGGCCACAGAGAAGCGGUAUCCGGAGUUCAGUGGAUGGAUUUUAACACAGUGCUUUCUAGUAGCUGGGAUCACUUACUUAAGAUUUGGGAUUGUGAACUUGGUGGUAUCAAGCAGGACAUUGCUGGUAAUAAAGCGUUCUUCGACGCGGAUUGGUCUCCUUUAAACAACAGUAUUAUAACAGCAUCUGCAGAUCGUCACAUACGCCUCUACGAUCCUAGAUCUACAGAAAGUAUUGUAAGGACGACGUUCACAUCUCACACUGGUUGGGUACAGUCGGUGCGCUGGUCCAAAACACGUGACACCUUGUUCCUGUCUGCUAGCUACGACGGACAGGUCAAGCUUUGGGAAACUAGAAGUCCACGGACCCCUCUCUACGAUUUAAGCGGGCACGAAGACAAAGUACUGUGCUGUGAUUGGUCGAAUCCAUCCCUUCUUGUAAGUGGUUCGUGCGAUAACACCCUAAGAAUAUUUAAGGCCAAGCAUGCCGUUGGCAAUGCGUAAGUGGAAUUCGUUGUUUUAGUUUUGUAUUUCGUUUAGAAUACAUUAAAGACAAUUGUAAACAUACAUGAAACUGAAUAUGGGAACAGGAAUUAGAAAAAAUAAAAUUCAUUGUCUUUUGACAGUUGACAUUGUCUAUUUGAUAACUUUAUAAAUAUCUUAUUAUCAGUGAUCGGAAUUGAGGAAGUUAAUUUAGCUAGACUAUA
This is a messenger RNA of Hyposmocoma kahamanoa, 1466 nucleotides long. Its product is annotated as ribosome biogenesis protein WDR12 homolog. Gene Ontology annotation, cellular component: preribosome, large subunit precursor. Bases 1 to 1263 code for a protein of 420 amino acids. Lineage: Eukaryota; Metazoa; Arthropoda; Insecta; Lepidoptera; Cosmopterigidae. Gene Ontology annotation, molecular function: protein binding. Gene Ontology annotation, biological process: ribosome biogenesis. The record is from RefSeq and is a predicted model, not a curated record. The transcript has 9 exons.